Molecule: messenger RNA, 1945 nt
Organism: Durio zibethinus
Lineage: Eukaryota; Viridiplantae; Streptophyta; Magnoliopsida; Malvales; Malvaceae
Source: RefSeq, a predicted model, not a curated record
AUGCGGGAACGAAAAGGAGGAAAAUCUUGCCUACCUAUAAAAUGUACAAAUUUGUGCGAGAAGCCUUCGGCUGCAUUGGCAAAUAUUUCAACCAACUUGCGAAGACUAUACCAGAAUCUGCUUAAAUGCGGUGUUCGCCUUGACCUAACACGCCAAUUCUGGGGAGUCGCUGCCUUUCUCGCUCCGCCACCUCCUCCUCCUCCUCCCCCGCCUCGUUCUUCGACGCAAUUCAAUCGCGUAGCGAAUGAUCAAUCAUUCUAUAAUUUGAAUCAAUCUGAGCCGUCGGAUCAAUCUAUCUCUUGGGACGAAGAGUCUCCGUCUGAUCCUGCGGCGGUUGCGGGGAUUAUGGAUGAUUUCGCUGAGAUCGGGGGAAGGUUGUCGAAGAUGGCAGCGGAUUAUUUUCCGUUUGGAUCGGGGGAAAAUGAGGAAGAAAACGAGAUAGGAAAUGAAAAUGAGGAGGAGUAUCAGGAGUUCAAUGCGGUUGGGAUAACGGAUGAGGUGUUGGCGUUUGCGAGGAACAUUGCACAUCACCCAGAAACGUGGUUGGAUUUCCCUCUUGAUCCCGAUGAGGACUUGGAUCAUGCUAUGGCCGUUGAACAUUUUGCUCCGAGACUAGCAGCUCUGAGAAUUGAACUUUGUCCUUGCCAUAUGAGUGACAGUUACUUUUGGAAAGCUUAUUCUGUUCUUCUGCAUUCAAGACUUAACAAGAAUGAUGCUGAGAUUCUGUCUACACCUCAGUGGUUAAUCCAUUGCUGGCAGGUAACAGAAGCCCGAGUAUUGUGGAUGAAGGAGCUGCAAAAGCAAACGAAGCCAGAAACUGACUGGUAUGGAAGAAGCACUUCGCACUUAGGAGACAGCUUUAGUAUUAUGCACCAAGAUCUUAUUCCUUCCUCAUCCAGUUAUUUUACCUUUGAGACCAUGUCACCUAGGACCUAUACUUCUGAACCCACAUCCAGCAUCACAACAGAUUAUGAGACUGAGAAGCAUCCUGUUGAAGGUACUGAGAUGCCAUUCAUUGAUAAGUCUGUUAUUGACCGGUGUCUAACACUAAGUAUAAGGAUCAUCUGGUUGGUCCAUCCUCAAAAACAUUGAUUCUAACUUUUGAAGAUGAUGACAUUGAUUGGCCAGAAGAUGAUGAUUCUCAAUUUGGUGGUUAUAGUGUGGCUGCAAUUUGUAUGGGGAAGGAAGAAGAUAUUUCUUUCAGUGAUCUGGAGGAUGUCAAUGAGGGUAGUACCUGUACAAAAUCUAAGAUAGUUUCAGAGGGAUUUGGAACUUCUAAAACAUGAUUCCUGUGAUUGGACUUAGCUUGACGUAAGCUCUGCUGGUUGGACCAAAGAUGGAGCCGAAAGGUCAUUUGGUUUGGUGUAAAACCUGGGUUUACGGACACCAACAGCAUUAUGGGUUGCAGGUGCUGAAGGUGUCUCGGGAGCUUGUUUGAAUAUGAUGAGUGAUCAAUCAUUGGUAAUAGAAUGACACUGAUGUUGAUUGGUUGUGCAAGGAUUGUAACUGAAACAAUAUUGAUUUUCCAGGGUGGGAAAAACGUGCUACAUCGAAAGGACCAUGUCCUGUGUCCACAGAAAAUGUACAAGGGGCUUAAGUUGAAAUGAGAAUAGAAAACAAUGAGAACAACUUUGUCGCAGUUUUCCUUAGUUGUAAUACAAGAUUUGUACAGAAAAUCUGUAGUUAAAAAGUUCCAUUCUUAGAACAUAAGGUUCACCAUCGGAUACAGGGUGUAUUUUUUAAAUCUUUCCGCUAAAUCUUAUGUAAUAAGAUGAGGUCAUGAUUCACGAGAUUAGGGAUUGCAGGUGAUGAUUCACAAUAUUUGAGAUUGUAGAUGCUGAAACUUAGAUUUUUAUAUUUGUUACUGUAAUUUAUGAAUUAUUAUAUAUGUAAUUAGAUCGUUGGAAGGAUCUUUUUAUUCAAUUCUGAGAUCAGAAUUAUUCGU